Messenger RNA from Danaus chrysippus (African queen), 795 nucleotides. Lineage: Eukaryota; Metazoa; Arthropoda; Insecta; Lepidoptera; Nymphalidae. The record is from the annotation of a GenBank genome assembly.
AUGGCAAGAGUGGAAGAUAUACUGGAAGUUCAUAAAAACAUAGCAGAAUCGCUCGGGAAUAGGAUGGCAGAAUUCGAAAAACAACUGAAAUCCACAAGUAACACUGAAGGUAAUAAGAACAGUCUUGAUAAACUUGCAAGUGAGUUUAAAGAGUUUAAGGCCUCAGUGUGGAACAUCCUGGACCUCCUAAGGACACUCGUCACUAAUUUAUCUUCACAAAUUGAUGACAUCGACAACACGUCUAGAAGAAAUGCUCUGCUGUUUGGUGGUAUUCAGGAGGCUGAAGGUGAGAACUUGGUUUCAACGGUCCUUGGAACAAUUCAAGUGUUGAUGGGCAUCCCUGAUCUUCAGCCAGGUGUGAUCCAGUACUGCCAUCGUAUAGGAAGUAAGUCUGAGAGGGCUCCUCGACCCAUUGUUGUCCGAUUUAACGACUUAAAGGUUAAAAGUCUCAUUUGGAGUAGUAAAAAGAAAUUGAAAUCGUCUCCAGUUGUGCUGAGUGAAUUCUUGACUAAGGUUCGUCAAUCUCUCUUCACAAAAGCAAGAAAAAGAUUUGGCAUAACUAACACCUGGACCCUUAAUGGUAACAUAUAUAUCAAAUUGCCAAAUAACGAACGCAGGCGUGUCACAACUCAGGAAGAUUUUGAUGAAUGCCUAAAGAUGUUCCCCGGUCCCUCGCCCUCAUCACACUUCAUUGUCAAGCCUGCCAGCUCUGCGUUGCCUCGAGUCAGCCCUUCAGGUCUUCCUGACGCCAGCAAAAAGCCACUUACGCGACGAAAUUUGGUCAAGAAGCAAUAG